CUAAUUCCAGGUGACGUUCCGGCGGGGGAAAACACAGCCGGUCGAGAGUAAACAAAAGUUACGUUGACCUCGUCACGUAACCUUCUUUAUAACACCUGCUGCUCGUGGCGUGACGUGUUCCUUGUGUGUGUGUGUUUUAGUCGUUUUGUUUGCGUAGUUGGAGGAAGAAUUUCUGGAGGUAAGAGCAGCCACACAAAACCAUGGCAAGUCAUAUGGCAAGAGGCAUUUCCCGGACCCUUGUCACAAUUGCCGCUGUCAAGACUCGGAGAGGAACUAGGUUUGCUGGAUAUCUUGGGGCAACCCUGUGUGCAUCGGGUGGAGUCCUGCUCUAUGCUGCCUGCUCCCAAAAUGUCUCCGCCGCCCAGAAAGCCUCGACCAUCGACACUUCGCAGUUCAUGGCCGCCCCUGUAACAGAGCUGAGCAUCCUGGAGAAGAAUAAGGAAGACAUGAAAGCGAAAAUGGAGUUGCUCGUCAUGAGGAUUCAGUCAGAGUUCUGCAGAGCUCUUGAGGAAGAGGAGAGCAGUGGGACCAAGUUCACAGUUGACCGCUGGCGCCGGCACAACCCCAGUGAAGGAGGCGGAAUAACGUGUGUCAUACAGGAUGGCGAGACCUUUGAGAAAGCAGGUGUCAACAUAACAGUGAUGUCGGCUCCUCUCUCCAAGCAACUGCAGGCAAGCAUGAGAGCGAGAGGGAAGGAGUUACCAGAGGACAAGCAGUUCACCUUUUUCGCUGCGGGGAUCAGCUCGGUCAUCCACCCUCGCAACCCCCACGUCCCGACCAUCCACUUCAACUACCGGUACUUCGAGAUGCAAGACGAAGACGGCAAUAACAAGCAUUGGUGGUUUGGUGGUGGCACGGACCUCACCCCAUACUUCCUGGAGGAGGAUGAUGUGCGGCAUUUCCACUCCGUCCUGAAAUCCUCCUGUGAUCGCCAUGACCCUCAGUAUUAUCCCAAAUACAAGAAAUGGUGUGAUGAUUAUUUCUUUAUCAAGUACAGGGGAGAGCGGAGGGGUGUUGGAGGUAUCUUCUUUGAUGACUUGGAAGCAGACAAGCCAGAGGACAUCUUCAGCUUCGUCCAAGACUGUGCCGAAUCUGUUGUGCCGUCUUAUCUCCCACUCGUGAAGAAGCACAGACUAGACCCUGUGUCUGAGGAGGAGAGACGCUGGCAGCUGCUCCGUCGAGGCAGAUACGUGGAAUUCAAUCUUGUAUAUGACCGUGGUACCAAGUUUGGAUUUGCAACGCCCAAUGCCCGGAUCGAGAGCAUCCUCAUGUCUCUCCCCUUACAUGCUAGAUGGGAAUACAUGCACAGCCCGGAGCCCGAUUCCAGAGAAGCAAAACUCACCGAAGUCUUGAAGAAUCCUAAGGACUGGGUUUAGGUUACUGGCCCCUGUGUAAACGCUUGAGUGAAUGCUGUUAGGAUUAGGAUCUAAAAAGAAAAUACAACUAAGUGGGUUUUGAAAAGAUGAGUUAUAUAUCUUCUCUCAUGUUCCGGUGAAAUGCAGAGAAGGGGUGUUGUGGUGUAAUAAAACUAUUUCAGUGAUGGCUUGUUUCGAGAUAUUAGGAGUGUGAUGGUAAUUUUCUUUGUAAAUUAUUUGCAUCGAAAAUGCUUGUGCAGUAGCGACUAUGAAUAGUAAUUUUUCAAGUAUGUUUGUCUGCAAAUGAAGUGAGUCUUAAAUGAAGCAUCAUGAAAGUUGUAGAAUUAUUGUUGUAUUAAAGUGUAGAUAUUUAUUUGGUUAAUUCAAUAAAAUCAAGGGAUAGUACCCACAUGUUGUAAACAACUUCUCGUAAGCAAACUUUUCCUUUCUUUCAUCUUUUUCUUUUCUUUUAACACAGCAAAUUAUCAAGAUAAUUCAAUGGCGCCAAGAUUUUCGGGGAAGGAUUGUAAAUACCGAGUUGUGAAGUCUCCUUAUACUUUUAGAUGUAUAAAGAAAAUUUAAUUUAUAAUUGUAAAGUGAAGAACAAAUACUUAUUCAGUACUUAUAACUUUGCAACAUGUUACUUAAGCUUCUGUUGAUGUUGAUUAUUUUCCAGUAUUAUAAGCACAAUUUAACAAUGCACUAUAAAGUCCUCCAACUCUCCUUGUCUGCAGUACUAUAAAUGAAGAUAUAUGUUUUUGCACAAAGUGACAUUUUAAUGGUAAAAUAAAGUAUGGUUGUGUUUUGCAUUAUUACAGUCUUCAUAUAUUUUCGGUAAUUAUUACAGUCUUCACGUAUUUUGGGUAGAGCUGUGGUUUAAGAGUGGUGUUUCAUAUCGCUUUGGAUUUCACUUUGAAUGAUGAAAAAAGAAAGAAAAAAAAAAAACGAGAUUUUUUGUAUCAUCAGGAAA
This is a messenger RNA of Penaeus chinensis, 2325 nucleotides long. It is a transcript of the gene Coprox, whose product is annotated as oxygen-dependent coproporphyrinogen-III oxidase-like. Gene Ontology annotation, molecular function: coproporphyrinogen oxidase activity. Gene Ontology annotation, cellular component: mitochondrial intermembrane space; cytoplasm. The transcript has 9 exons. The record is from RefSeq and is a predicted model, not a curated record. Lineage: Eukaryota; Metazoa; Arthropoda; Malacostraca; Decapoda; Penaeidae. The coding region runs from base 201 to 1376 and encodes 391 amino acids.